AUUACUUAUUACAUUUUUUGCAAAAAAUAAUUCUUUUCCGCUAAAAUUUCUCCAACAACUUUAGAUACAAUGCAUGAUUCCAAAGUAGCAGAUUUUCCAUAACUUUCUAUAUAAACACACUAAUACUCAUCACUUUCAAACUGCAAUAACACUCUAACUUAAACUCUGCUUCUUGUUUUUGUUCUCAACGUCUUUUAGUUCAUUGGAAUUUGUAACAAAGUAAAUGGCGGGCUCUUCAUCAUCAUCUUCAUCAGGGCAGCCACAGUUUAUUGUCAGUACUGGAAAUAGGAGUUUUUCCAAUGCACCACUUAUUGAAAAAUCUGAUUCUUGUGAACAAAUUGUUGUUCCUGAUAGGAAAAGCUGGAAAAACCUGUUUUCGUAUAUGGGUCCCGGCUUCCUAGUUUCUAUUGCAUAUAUUGAUCCUGGAAAUUUUGAAACUGAUCUGCAGGCAGGUGCACAGUACAAAUAUGGGUUACUUUGGAUCAUUUUAGUGGCCUCAUGCGCUGCUCUCGUUAUUCAAUCCCUUGCUGCCAAUUUGGGGGUUGUUACUGGAAAGCAUUUGGCAGAACACUGCCGGUCUGAAUAUCCGAGAAUACCAAACUUCAUCCUUUGGGUUCUUGCAGAAAUCGCUAUUGUAGCAUGUGACAUUCCUGAAGUGAUUGGUACAGCGUUUGCGUUGAACAUGCUCUUCAGAAUUCCAGUCUGGAUUGGUGUUCUUCUCACUGGCUUUAGUACGUUGAUUCUUCUAGCAUUACAACAAUACGGGGUUCGGAAGCUUGAAUUCUUUAUUGGGUUUCUUGUAUUUACAAUUGCUGGAUGCUUUUUGGGGGAGCUUGGCUAUGCAAAGCCUGAUGCUUCUGAAGUUCUGGAAGGGCUUUUUGUUCCCAAACUCGGGGGAAAUGGGGCUACCGGGCUUGCAAUUUCAUUACUUGGUGCCAUGGUUAUGCCGCACAAUCUCUUCCUCCAUUCUGCAUUGGUACUUUCCAGGAAGAUCCCUCGGUCUGUCCGUGGUAUAAAGGAGGCUUGCAGAUUUUACUUAAUAGAAAGUGGCUUUGCUCUAUCUGUAGCAUUUCUCAUUAAUAUCUCUGUUAUAUCUGUAACUGGUGCUGUUUGCAAUUCUUCAAAUUUAAACCCUGAAGAUAAGUCCAAAUGUGAGGACUUGGAUUUGAACAAGGCUUCUUUUCUGCUUAAAAACGUUUUAGGUAGUUGGAGUUCGAAACUUUUUGCGAUUGCUUUGCUGGCGUCAGGCCAGAGUUCUACCAUCACAGGGACUUAUGCCGGGCAGUAUGUCAUGCAGGGUUUCUUGGAUCUAAGGUUAGUACCAUGGGUACGAAACUUUCUAACUCGAUGUUUGGCAAUAGUCCCGAGUUUGAUCGUUGCACUUAUCGGUGGCUCUGCUGGGGCUGGAAAGUUAAUUAUUAUCGCAUCGAUGAUUCUUUCAUUUGAGCUUCCUUUUGCUCUAAUUCCACUUCUCAAGUUCACCAGUUGCAAAACCAAGAUGGGGGCUCAUGCCAACUCAGUUGUGAUUUCAGCUAUCACCUGGGUUAUUGGCUCCUUGAUCAUGUCAAUCAAUGUGUACUACCUCGUCUCCGGCUUCAUCAACAUUCUCAUCCACGGCCAUUUAAAACGCGCAGCAUCCAUCUCUCUUGGAAUUUUCGGAUUCGGAGGAUUAGGAUUGUAUUUGGGUGCAAUUGCAUACUUGGUUUUUCGCAAAAAUUCGAAAGCAUCUCAUCUUUUGGCACUAACAACUCAUGAAAGCCGGCAGUCAGCUGCGAAUGAGUCCGGCCAAGGAUCAAUGCCUAAUCUUCCUAGAGAAGACAUAGUAGAUAUGCAGUUACCUCAGCGGGCGGCAGAACAAGUUGACCGAUAAGUGAUUACCGAGCAGCAUUAACUGACUUUUAGUGAUCAGAAUCAGAUAGCACUAGAAGUGGCAGAUUGAUAGUGAUCAGAAUAGCAUCAGAAAGAAUAAUUUGAACUAUAGUUUUGUAUCUUCUCAUAAGGUUUUUAUAGCUGCUUCCGUUGGAGACAAGUAAUAGUUAUUAGGUAACCUCUAGAUGGCCGAGUGGCAUUUGCAGAUCAAUAUACAUCUUCAUAAUAAUAAAGCAAAUAUGUAUAAGGGUUAAUUAAUCUAAAUAAAAUACAACUUUUUUUAAA
Molecule: messenger RNA, 2154 nt
Organism: Mercurialis annua (annual mercury)
Lineage: Eukaryota; Viridiplantae; Streptophyta; Magnoliopsida; Malpighiales; Euphorbiaceae
Product: metal transporter Nramp1-like
Exons: 14
Coding region: 224-1870 (548 amino acids)
Biological process (GO): metal ion transport
Cellular component (GO): membrane
Molecular function (GO): cadmium ion transmembrane transporter activity; manganese ion transmembrane transporter activity
Source: RefSeq, a predicted model, not a curated record